Ostrinia nubilalis (European corn borer) is the source of this 3158-nucleotide messenger RNA. RefSeq names its product RAB11-binding protein RELCH homolog. The coding region runs from base 150 to 3158 and encodes 1002 amino acids. Gene Ontology annotation, cellular component: recycling endosome; trans-Golgi network. Gene Ontology annotation, molecular function: protein binding. The transcript has 14 exons. The record is from RefSeq and is a predicted model, not a curated record. Lineage: Eukaryota; Metazoa; Arthropoda; Insecta; Lepidoptera; Crambidae. Gene Ontology annotation, biological process: intracellular cholesterol transport.
UCAAUCAGUCGAUUGACGAUAGUGUACGAAAAUUAUUUACAAAAUAAAAAAAAUCGCUCUAUUCUAAAGCAAAAGCUAAUCUUUUUAACAAUAAUGAAAGUGUAGUCCUCUCUGAUCUGAAAUGUGUUAAUGUGUUGCAUUUAUCAACAAUGAAUCCUUAUAAGGAUGUCGAAGAAAGUUCCUUCUCAACUUCUCCUCACCUAACUUACGAGGACAUUGCGACGAAGCUCCUAAAAGAUCACUUCUUCUUAUCGGCUUUGGAGCUGCAUACUGAGCUAGUUGAAAGUGGCAAGGAGCUGCCACAGUUACGAGAGUUCUUUUCAAAUCCUGGGAAUUUUGAGCAACAUGUUUCUCGUGCUUCUGAGUUUGGAUCAAUGCACCGGACACCAAGUCAGGCUACCUUGGACUCCUUGGACACUGCACGCUACUCGGAAGACGGAGGGGGCGAUCGAGGUGGUAGUGGAGGUGACUUGGCAGUGCUGGAGUUUGAAUUAAGGAAGGCUCGUGAAACCAUCAACUCACUAAGGGCCAAUCUGACGCAGUUUGCUGACGGAGAGUCCACUUUAGAUAAAACAGCUAAAGAUAAAUUUAAUCAAAGAUCAUUGAAGCCACAUGAAAAAAGAGCCUUGAACUUCCUUAUCAAUGAGUAUCUUUUACUUCAAGAUUACAAACUCACAUCCAUCACAUUUUCUGAUGAAAAUCCUGAUCAGGAAUUUGAAGACUGGGACGACGUUGGCUUAAACAUGCCCAGACCAGCCGGCCUGGUGUCUCUGUUCUGGGGCAACACAGCUCUGAACAUGCCCAAAGUGGAUGCCAGUACUCAAGUGGACAUUCAAGUAAUGGAUAUUGACAGCCAAACUGACAUUGAAGAAGGGAAUGUGUGUGUGAGCUGCCAGACUUCAUUGGAUGUUGACACUGAUUGGAAUCAUGAGCUAUUAAUCCAAGCAGAAGAGAUAGAGCUACUAAAGCAGAAAAUCAUAGCAUUGGAGACUGAAAAGCUGAACUUCCAGAAGUUGUAUGAUGCUGCCAUUGUCAGCUUAAACUCCCUAACAAGCCCUACAUCAGAGAACAAGGGGUUAGACUUGCAAAUAUCCGAUGAAAAGCUGUUGUCAGUACAAAAAGCAGAUGGGAGGUUGGAGCAGCCGUUAGAUAAUAGACCGUUGCCUUGCACAGCUUCUGAGAACCAUUAUGGUAGUGGUCAUUCAACGCACAGUGUCACUCCGGAACAGUUUGAGAUGAUUGAUAGCGAGAAAAAUAGUGUUGUAAGAAAAGAGGGUUCUAACACCAGCUCCUUCGACCCGGUGCAAAUGGACAGCGUGCGUGACUCGCCGCUGCGGCGCGGCAGCGUGACUACCCUCGACGAGACGCUCAGCAUCAAUGAUGCGGGCGAGUGGACCCGCGUGCAGUACGAGUAUGGCGAGAACACUUGCAAGGAGAUGUGGAUAGAUAGUGGUCUACCAAACAACUUGAAGGUGUCGAUUCUGAACUGGUGCUGUGAGACGCUCAGCUUGAACGAACCACUAGCCAACGAUUUGCUCGCGGAACUUGUGACAAGCGACAAACCAAUCACGCUGCCUGGUCUUCUCACCUUAGUAGCUGAUACAUUGCCUCGCAUAAUGCCCCACACGCUCGUAGCGCGGCGAUGUGAAGCGGCGGCGCUAUUAGCCGCGGGCGCGGCGCUAUUACCGCCAGGAGAUCAGAGGCGCGCGCGCGUAUUACACACGCUUCUCACGCUGGUUAAGAAGCCUGAGCCGGCGGACACCAGAGCUAUAUGCGAAGCCACGUGUCUAAUCGUGAAGUGGGGCGGCAGCGGCGAAGUGCUAUCCUCCAUAGCGGAACUACUAGCAUCGAGAUCCACUGAAAGGCGGGUGUUAGCCAGCCAAAUAUGCGUGGCCAUAGCCCCUUACGUACCCAUAGAGUUAUGCACGUCUCUUCUACUUAGCCUAGUAAUGCUCAUGUGCGAAUCAAACGAACCAGACAUAAGGGGACUGGGCUUGAAAUCCGCCUGCCUCAUCUGUCCGGUGGCCGAACAUAAGUACGGACAACUAGAGAAUCUCAUGUUCAACUUCUUGAAAGAUCCUUUAGAGAGGAAUGUUAAGGACACAGUCAAUAUCUUCGUUCCAGUUCUGGCGAGGAGCGCUUUGAUUUUAGGAAAAUUCUCUGGGGAACUUUUUAGUCGUAUAAUAACGAAUUUAGUCAAAUCGAGUUCCGACAAUGAGUGGAAAAAUGUUAUUUUGUAUUUGGAUGUUAUGCGCGCGUUAGUGUUAGCCAAGUUGGCCUAUGUGGUGAAUGUACAAAUAGUUAGGGAAUAUACUGUGAACAACUGUGAUAUGCAACCGAUUAAUUUACAAGAAGUGCCGCUAGAGGGCGACCAGGAAUUCUUCAUAGAUCUGCAGUGCUACGUCACAGAGAGUGAUCCGAAGGCUUUGUUGGUAGCCAUGAAUAGUUUAAUUAAGGAAAAACCUGAAGUGAGAUGGAACGAAUUGGAAUGGUGCAUAGGACUAGUAAAACAAAUUAUAGAAGUGGGUAUAAAUAGUAAAGCAUUGAAUCAUCCAACGAUUUACGAAUCACUAUUAUCUUUAUUUAUCAGUUAUGUAGACCAUUUCGGCGUGAACUUUACUGCUUACAUACUAAAGCCUAUUUUCACCAAUAUCGUGGCGGAUUUGGAAAACAAAUUGGAAAAACUGCACAGUGUCAAUAUAGAUAGCACGAUUGUUGUAGGCGUGUACUUAAUUGCAAUUUUGCCGGCACUUGAGGAUAAAAGUGGAGAAUUUCUGCAGAAGUGGAUAAUGUACAGUAGCAUAAGAGGACUUCCCAUCAAAAUAUUCGCAAUACCCAUGAAGUGGGUGUCGAAACAUCGACCGGAUACGCUCGACUUUUAUUUGCAACAUCUCAGGGAAUUUUCUGCCAGUAGCUGCGAAAGCUCAAGCGGCAGUACCGUUAGAGUAUACAUCGCAAAUCUUCUCUCCGAGCUUCUAAACCUAGCAGAGGUGCGCGAGACUUGCAUCGAAAGACAACUGCUGCCCGCUGUCAUGGCGCUGCUACAUGAUGACGAUGUCUCAGUGCGCGAAGCAGCGAUGACGCUAUGGGGCAGCGUGACGCGGGCGUGCAUGACUCGCGGACUAGCGUGCGAUGCGCAGUGCUGGCCCCCCGCGUAA